Molecule: messenger RNA, 2600 nt
Organism: Chenopodium quinoa (quinoa)
Lineage: Eukaryota; Viridiplantae; Streptophyta; Magnoliopsida; Caryophyllales; Amaranthaceae
Product: nucleolar complex protein 4 homolog B-like
Exons: 15
Coding region: 401-2332 (643 amino acids)
Biological process (GO): ribosome biogenesis
Cellular component (GO): nucleolus; Noc4p-Nop14p complex; small-subunit processome
Source: RefSeq, a predicted model, not a curated record
UGUUGUAUGCAUUCACGGAUGGGAAGAUUGGGAACAAAGCAAAUACGUAAUGAAGAAGAUAAAAUACAAGUUGAAUUUCAUGGUAAACGACCAUUGUAUGUUUUUUUAUUGAUUAUGAAUAAUACCGCUAAUUCGUUAUAGUGUAAAUCUUCAAUGGUAUUACGAUUUUACUCCGUAGAUAAACAUAAGCCGUUUAGUAAAGAAAGUAAUUGAGAGUUCGAGACCCAUUCACUUUCUACAGCAGCAGGAAAGGGCAUGUAAUUGCUUGUUUGCUUUCCUUUAUUGUCAAAAAAAAAAAAAAAAAAAAAAAAAAAACAGAAACCUAAGUUAAGUGGACCCCAACCCUUUUUUCUCUCCUCAAAACCUUAAACCCUCCACUUCUCCAACAUUCCACUAAACAAUGGCGCACAAAAAAACCAAAACCACCGCCGCAACCACCACAACCACCACCGGAAUCCAGAAGAAGCGCGACAAACGCAGUAUAUCAAACCUUAAAACCAAAAAAGCCAAAACCGCCGCCGCCGCCGCCACCACCACCGGCGACGAACGCAGUCAAUUAGACCACGUUCAACAACUAGGUCAACAACUCCUCUCCUCAAAAGCUCACACCAACAACCUCCAUCUUCUUCUCACUUACAUCUCCCCUUCUUCUCCUCCUUCUCUUGUCGUCGAAUCUCUUCUCUCUCUUCAAUCCUUCUUCCACCUCCACAUCUCCACUCUUCCUGCUUCCUCCAAUGGCGCCGCCGCAAACUCCGCCGCUUCCGACCCCGAUGUCAUUUACCGCACUUGGCUUCGCUCUAAGUUCGACGACCUCGUCAAGUCGUUGCUUCAUAUCGCGGUUUCUCCUCUAUCUGAUGAACUUGUUCGUGUGAGUUUCUUUGAUUCGAGUUUCAUUCGAGUUGGUGAGAUUGUAUUGGAUACAUUAAUGGAGUUUGUGCAGCUUGGAAAUGGCGAAAAGUUUUAUUCUGCUUUAUACCAUAAGCUUAUUCAGGCAAUUAUUUGUUCGUCAUUGGAAGCUGAGUUCUUACUCGAAGUCUUAGCUUCAAAAUAUUUCAAGUACGUCGAUGUACGCUACUUCACCUUUAUUACAGUUGAAAAACUCUGUAAAACAUUGGAGUCCAACAAUAGUUCAGGUGACAAAGCUGGGAUUAAAGACAAAGAUGAUUCAAAGGCAAGUCUAGAGUGCUCAAUAAAGAAAAUCCACUUCAUCUUAUCUCACAUUCCUCCUUUGGGCAACGUGGCCGAGAAUGAUGCUAUUGAGAUGUGGAGUAAAGGUUUCUUAUCUAAAGAAGGGGAUCAGCAGGAGGAUGCUAAGCAUACAGAAGGGAAAAAUAAACAGAAAAAAAGAGAGAAAAUCACUAAAAAUGAUGUUCCUUUGGGCAGUGUCUCUAAAAAGAUGAAACUAAAGUUUACAAAGGCAUGGAUGUCGUUUCUUAGGUUACCACUUCCUCUUGAUGUCUACAAGGAGGUGCUUGUUAAUCUGCAUCUGGAAGUCAUUCCUUAUUUGUCCAAUCCUGUCAUGUUAUGUGACUUUUUGACAAGGUCCUAUGACAUCGGUGGAGUUGUCAGUGUCAUGGCUCUAAGUGGUCUUUUCAUUCUUAUGACUAAGUAUGGCUUGGAGUAUCCAAACUUUUAUGAGAAGCUUUAUGCUCUUCUGAUACCUUCUAUAUUUAUGGCAAAACACCGUGCGAAAUUCUUUGAGCUGCUCGAUUCCUGUUUGAAAUCGCCACUUCUUCCUGCAUAUCUGGCAGCUGCUUUCACAAAGAAGUUAAGCAGGCUCUCUCUUGCAGUCCCUCCUUCUGGGGCACUGGUUAUUAUUGCUCUGAUCCACAAUCUUCUCCGGAGACAUCCAUCAAUCAACUGUUUGGUUCAUCGGGAAAUUGGUGAAGAAACAAAUAAGGAUGACACAAAAACUAAGCAAGAGUCUGUUAGUUCUGAUGGAAAUGCUGGUGUAGGCUCUGAUGUGGCCAGUGAAAAAGGUGUUGAUCUGUUCAAUAAUGAAGAACGUGAUCCUCUAAGGUCAAAGGCCAUGAGGAGCUCUCUAUGGGAGAUUGAUACACUGCGCCACCAUUAUUGUCCGCCUGUAUCAAGAUUUGUUUUGUCACUUGAGAAUGAUUUGACAGUGAGAGCUAAAACUGCAGAAGUAAUGAUUGAUGACUUUAGUUCUGGUUCAUAUGCUACUAUAUUCAGGGAGGAGAUGCGAAGAAGGGUAAAGAAAGUUCCUCUUGCUGAUUAUGCAAAAGCAACACCUACCUCUUUGUUUUCAGAGUCUGAGUUCCCCGGCUGGUCUUUUAAAUAUGAUGGAACCAAUGAGGAGGUGAAGACUUUUUAGAAUCUAGUACUGUUGUAAAAAUAUAAUUUUAAUUUCUAUAUUAUAUGGAGACCACAUAUAUUCAAAUUUGAUGUAACCAUAUAAUAAAUUCCAAUGUAGACAAAUCCCAUGUAUUCUUCACCCGGAUAAAUGGUAAAAUGUUUUGUAUGACUACCAGUUGGUGCUGGAAAGUGGAAAUCUGUUUUUGUAGGGCUUUAGGAUUACUGGAUGAUUGGAAGCCUUAAGUUUAGUUUGUGCAAUGUGCAAUACACCAAUAGGUCCAGUACCA